Messenger RNA from Cylindrotheca closterium, 1299 nucleotides. The record is from the annotation of a GenBank genome assembly. Lineage: Eukaryota; Bacillariophyta; Bacillariophyceae; Bacillariales; Bacillariaceae.
AUGGUGCAGCACUCGAAAUGCCUUAUUCUCGUGGCCUUUUUUCGGGUAUUGAGUACCACAUCAUUCCUUUUACCUGAAAGAACCAUUACGAAUCAAAAAUUUCGAUCAUUUGAACCACAACUACCAAAUUUGUCUUCUAGAGGUCCAAUAGCAGCUCUGAAUGCAGGUGGGGGGAAAGACCUGAGCUCGUCUAGCAGGGAACGACGAGAGGAGGAAAAUCGAAGAAAGAAAAGAAAGGAUGAUGUCGUCAUCGGUAAAACUUCUGCAAAGAAAGGGGAAAAGGACUAUGCCCUAGAUCCAGAAGCUACUGAGCAAGAGUUCUUGAGGCAAGCAUCGAAUAUCGAACAAAAGGUAUUUCUGAUGACAUCGAAUGGAAAGAAAUUGCUCAAUUCGCUGAGACUUGAAGAAGCUGAUAAAGCAUUCGAUAGUGUUCUCGAACUCAAACCGAAUGUCUACUUAUGGCAAGCUGGUAUUGUGAAAUUCUAUUUGGGAAAUAUUGGAGAAGCAGGUGAAAUAUUUGUGCGAAAUGCUCAGCGGUACGAAACGAAGUUUGGACUACAAGGCAGCGAAGAAAGAAUAUGGAGACACGCCUGCGAAUUGAAACUGCUAUAUUCAAUGUCCGUAUCCGAAAGAAAAACAUUAAAAAAAAACAAGAACAUCGGUGCACUUAUACCUAGUAUUCCAGAGUUUAAAAGAGAUGAUAUUUUCGCUAAGGAGACACGACAGGUCGUCAAAAUAACCAGAGAUCUGUUUGAGUCAUCUGUUGAAGGCAAUUUCCCCAACGAAAUAUUGUCAAAGGCGCAAUUGUUGUUCUUCGCCAGAGGCGGUACCUCGACUCACGAUCGAAAGCUAUGGAAACUAACUGCCUGGUACUAUUUGGGACUUUACAACGACGUGACAGGCAAUGUCGACGAGAGUAGAAAAUGCAUGAAAAUGGCUUUGAAGCUGUGCCCCAGCAGUGGAAAAAGCGAUGAUAUUGUUCAUACGCUCCCUUUACUGCACAUGUCAGUCAGAGAAUGGUUCGACGAUUCCGGCUUUGAUGAUGACCCUUUGGAAGACGAUCCUUUUUAUCGUGACCACUCUGGAUCCGUCCUCACAACAGCCGACGUCGCUUCCAUCGAUCGCUAUAUUGAGAAAUGCAUCAGAGGUGGGGUUACAAAAUUAAGUAUGGUCGAGCUAAGACAAGCUCUUCGCAUUAUUGGGUUGAAAACUGAUGGGUCCAAGCAAGACCUACGGGAAAGACUCUUCCUCUCCUUGAAGGCAGAAGCACAAUCAUUUGGAUCAGGAAACAUCCCAUAG